UAUGGAUUUGAGUCGGUUAUUUUCACCAUGCAUUAUUCCGUAAUCUUCGUGUACGCAGCUACGUUGGCACUUUUGUUGGCGAAGAGAUAUAUCACUUUGAAUGAGGCCUUCCGAAUGUACUUCCCAGUAAACUCCGUGCCGAACGUAUUUUCGAAAACGACGGGCUAUCUGGAAAUGAUGGUAUGCAGCGAGAGGGAGCAGCUCUUAGCCUUGAGGCAAAUAAAAGUUCUUCAUGACAAGCUCAACGACGUGGUGGAACUGGUGAAUUACUGCUUCUCUGUUCAGAUAACAUUUUGCGUCGGUUUGUGUUUCGUGAUUGGCGUUGUCUGUUCGUUCGGUCUGUUCAAGACGUUGCUAUAUUGGGACGAGAUGUAUUAUAUGGGCCUGCUGAAUUUCGUUUGGUACUUGUAUUAUCUAUUCUUCGUACUGUUCUUUAUCGCCGUAGGCAGCAAAGUAACGAGGGAGGGAAAGCAGAUGGGAGUUCUGGUUCACAAAGCCAUCAACUGCUCUACUUCAAGUGUGGUAAUUAACGAGUUGAACAUCUUUUCGCAGCAAUUGCUCCACCGAAGUCCAGUCAUCACCUGUGGAUUAUUCGUGUAUGAUUGGACAUUGCUUUACACGAUGAUUGGCGCAACUGCUACUUAUCUAAUUAUUUUGAUACAGUUUGAUAUAUCGUUUCCGAAUUCAAUAAACCAAAACGAAACGGUUUCAUUGCAGGGCUGAAAUAAUGCUUCAAAUUAUAAGACAUGGGAAAUCAGUGAAAAUAUUAUUGUCUAA
Molecule: messenger RNA, 777 nt
Organism: Armigeres subalbatus
Lineage: Eukaryota; Metazoa; Arthropoda; Insecta; Diptera; Culicidae
Product: gustatory and pheromone receptor 33a-like
Exons: 6
Coding region: 28-723 (231 amino acids)
Biological process (GO): male courtship behavior; sensory perception of taste; chemosensory behavior
Cellular component (GO): neuronal cell body; membrane; axon
Source: RefSeq, a predicted model, not a curated record